Messenger RNA from Ectocarpus sp. CCAP 1310/34, 1740 nucleotides. NCBI's taxonomy places the organism in Eukaryota, Phaeophyceae, Ectocarpales, Ectocarpaceae. The record is from the annotation of a GenBank genome assembly.
AUGCGGUCCUUUCGCACAGCAUUGGCACAGGACGCUGAUUUCGCCGAUGGUAUCCCCGAAGCGACCGCCUGGCUCGGCUUCCCGACUCGUCGAAACCCCCUCUUCUUACCCCCCAAGGAUUCCGCCAAGACCGCCAACAGGCCCCUCUCCGACAUCGGCCUCAACAGCGCCAACAGCGGCGAUCAACUAGCAAGGCUGUGGGACGCGCAGGACUUCAUCCUACUCGAGAAACAACCCGCACCUUUGGUUAGAAAUGACGGCUUCGUAGAGUUCGGCGGCGGUUGCGGUAACAACGCCGCUCUCAAGUCCGGCAACAACGCGUUCGGUGACGGUAGUGGUCGUCGGCGAAGACCCAAUAUUCGGGAUCGCAUUCGAGCGAUGAACACCCAGCUCGCGGGCGCCCAGGGAACCAUCCAGGACCUCGAAGAAAAGUUGCGCUCUCUCGAGGCCGAGAGGGAAGAGGACAGGGAAAGGGCGACGCGGGUGAGGGGAGCGGCGCGAGAGGCCGGGCAGCGGAAGAUGACCCAGAGGAUGUACCGACUAAGGGGUGACGCGGCCGUCUUGGAGGAAGGGAUCGAGGAGCUCGACGGGGAGAUCACGUCCGUGCGAGUGCGGCUGUUCGCCGAGAGGCUGCCGUCGAAACAAGGGGGCAUCCUCCCGCAGCAACCGAACAGUUCGGCCGCAACCGGGACGAACGAAACCGAACGUCGAAGGGGACAACAAGAUACCAGCGCGGCGACGAUCCAGGCGCGUGUACGAGGCAUGCGAGCGAGGGCGUCGUUAGAAAGCGAGGGGGAGGCCAGAGCUAGCCGCGGCUCCGCGGGGGAAGAAGAGGCCGGCCGUCGUCUCGCUUGUCGCGGCGAUAUCGACGACGAGGAGGAAGCAGCGGCCGUCCGAAUCGAAUCGGCGGCGCGUGGACACCUUGCGCGGAAGAGAGCCGCAGAAGCAGUGGGGACGCAGGGCGAGAGUCGGCCGGCACCACCCGCCGCGUGCCGUUCUUCGGAUGACCCGGCGAAAAAUGAAGCGCAAGGGCGAAAUGAGAUGCUGGGACACGAUGAAACUGCAGCAGCAGUAGCACCAGCUCCAGCACCUCUCCCGCCCGAUAGUUUCGUUCAAGUGGAAGCCCUCGGCGCCGUCGGCGUGCGAGCGUUCUUUGACUACCUAGGACUCGGAGGUUGUGCAGAACGCCUUCGGGGUGGUGGUAGUGGUGGUGACGGGGCCAUAGACGGCACGCGGCUCGCAAAGAUAGCUCGAGCUUCAGAUCCAGAUGCGGAGCUGCUCGCCGCCGGUGUCUGCGCGCGCCUCCACAGAGUGAAGCUGCUGUCUGUCCUGGGCAUUGGCCACGGGGCGACGACGGCGUCUGAGGAAGUAGCAGGAGUCCUGGACAGGGGCGAGUUGGCAUCGGCAUCCUCGUCCGUUGGUGGCGUGCCCUGCGGUGAACGUUGUCGUGGUAGCGGCUGCUGCGGCGGCGGCGGCGGUGGUGCCUCCCCUGUUGCGGCGAUGGCUGCGCUGCACAUGGUGCGGCAACUUCGUCGGGAGCUGCUGCCUGUCACCGAGAGCACCGGGCCAACGGACUAUGGGCAUGGUGCUACAGAUCCGAGAGGAACGGGUGGCGGAGAGACAGAGAAUCUCGAAAACAGGACCGCGGCGAGAAGCGAGAGGGAGUCUCUUGUUUCGGGACUGAUUCGGGAGCUCGAGCAGGUUCUCUCUGAGCAACUUCGACUUUCCACUCAGGUGUGA